Messenger RNA from Biomphalaria glabrata, 3988 nucleotides. Its product is annotated as protein scabrous-like. The coding region runs from base 67 to 2031 and encodes 654 amino acids. NCBI's taxonomy places the organism in Eukaryota, Metazoa, Mollusca, Gastropoda, Planorbidae. The transcript is spliced from 6 exons. The record is from RefSeq and is a predicted model, not a curated record.
UACUCUUCUGUGGAUCAAGUCCUUAUAUAAAGUCAUUGUUUCACCAUACUCUAGUGUAGAAACAAAAUGGCGAGAUUAUUUCUACUCUUGGUUCUCUGUGUGUUUGUAGUCUCAUUGGCAGGUUCAGAGCUUGUCAUCGAUGUCCAACCAAACGUCAUAACGACAGAGAUAACACCCCAACUUGUGAUCAACUGUUCUAUAACCAAUAACGAAGUCCAACAACUAGACCUGAUCAAAUCUCUAACUCUUUCUCGUUAUAAUGAAACUAUCAGAGAAUUUGAUGAACUCUUAGCUUUGGAUUCCUUGACACAAAAUCUAAAACAAUUUGUUAGAUUUAAAUAUUCACAAAUCAGUUUUGGUAAUCGGUAUAUAACCUUAAUCCUACAUAAUCCAACUCAGUUUGAUGCCAGAAUAUACAAAUGUAAUGCCACUGGAGACAAUUCAGAAGGCGCCAAUAUUUCUUUGUUUGCAAAGAAGGCAGUAGAAUAUGAAACAAACUCGACCGCUUUAAUUGAAGAGAUUCGACGCAUCAAGAAAGACGAAAACUUUUGCUCUUUCAAGAAAGAUGAUCUGUCAGACAGCAAGCAAAGAUCGAGAGUUUAUUUUUCUGGAAGUUCUGAUAUUAUUAAAGAACGGAUUGAACCUUUGACAUUAAAAUGUACAUUUCAGGUUUUAAAAACAGAUCAAAAUGAAACUUCCAGACUUCAGUCUUUGUAUAUACUUCAUGAGUCCAAAGGUGUUAUUGCAUAUGUAAACAAAGAUCAACCCGUUGUUACAAGUCUCCAAGGAAGUAAUAUACAAAAUGUUGAAGGAGAAAUCUAUGACAACGCAAUUAAAGAUUCCUAUCUUCAAGUCACAUGGAGUAAUCUGAAACACUCUGAGUCAGGAAAAUAUUUUUGCGAAGCCCAUAAUCAAUAUUCAGAUGGAAGAAUUGACAAGUCAAGUAACAUGUUAACCAUGACAGUUGAAAGACCAACGUUUGAUGACUUGGUGGAAGCAAUUCACAAAUUGUUUAUACAGGUCGAUGGAGCCAAAGAAAGCCUAAAAGCUAUUAAUCAAAAUAUAAAGAACAUCAACAAAGACUUGGAUUUUAAAGAACAAAAUAUCACAAGCAUAAAAGAAGAGGUGAUUAGAAAUCAAAAUAAUAUACAGAUCCUUAGUGAUGACUCGAACAUUAAGGAACAAAAUUUGACAAGCAUUAAAGAAGACUUAAGCACUAAACAACAAACUUUUUUAAGCAUCAAAGAAGAUGUGAUUAUUAACCAACAAAAUAUAGACAAAAUUAAACAAGACUUAAACACUUAUCGACAUAAUAUGAGCAACAUUCAAGAGCAUCUGGAAGUAAUCUUAGCCAAUCUUUCAACUGCCUCGAUAAAAGUGAAAAAUCAGAUCGAUGAAGGAAGCACAAUGAGCUAUCCACCCCGUAAAUCUUGUCGUGACGUCAACAGUACAGACGAGCGUGUGGUGGUAACAUUAACUUCCGGGUUAAAGGUCAUGUGUGACACCAAGACAGACGGCGGUGGAUGGAUCAUCUUUCAGAGAAGAAUCAACGGAAAAGUAGAUUUCUAUAGAGGCUGGAAGGAGUAUCGUGACGGCUUUGGAGAUUACGCAAUUGGCGAAUUUUAUUUGGGGAACGAAUAUAUUUCUAAAUUAACAUCCACAAGAAAUUUCGAUCUGAGAAUUGAUUUUAAGUUUAACCACAAGAUCUAUUUUGUGGAAUUCUCGGAUUUUAGGAUAUUGAAUGAAACAAACAACUACCAAUUAAAGAUAGGAAAAUAUAAAGGAAAUGCUAGUGACGAAUUCUCGUACCACAAUAAUAUGAAAUUUAGUACCUUUGAUAGAGACAACGACGUCGAUACAAGAAACUGUGCACUACAAUACACAGGUGCAUGGUGGUACAAAGAUUGCCAUUUUUCAAACCUUAACGGUCAAUGGGGAAGUAAGGAAUAUAGCAAGGGCGCUAACUGGGAAAGCAUAACUGGAUAUGGAGCUAGUGUCUCCUUUGUAGAGAUGAAAAUAAGAGAAAGAUAGUCAAAUAUCUCUUAAGAAUCAUAUAAUCAAUGCUUCAUAUAACGGCGGAGUAGAUCAAUGACUCAUACUUGGUCAAGGUUCAUUAGUAUAUAGAACAAACAAAUGCAUUUAAUUUUAUUUUCGUUUAAGUUUAUCUCUAAUAUAGAAGUUAGGUUUAUACACCCAUCCUUUGAAUAGCAAGUAAAUAUGUAUCCUAUGUAUAGUAAAACUUUUUUAGAUCAUUUAUAGCAAGUUUACAUUAUAUCACGUAUAGCAAGUUUACAUUAUAUCAUGUAUAGCAAGUUUACAUUACAUCACGUAUAGCAAGUUUACAUUAUAUCACGUAUAGCAAGUUUACAUUAUAUCAUUUAUAGCAAGUUUACAUUAUAUCACGUAUAGCAAGUUUACAUUAUAUCAUGUAUAGCAAGUUUACAUUAUAUCACGUAUAGCAAGUUUACAUUAUAUCAUGUAUGUCAGGGUUAUGUUAAGGCCUUAGCUCGUUUGCCCGGGCACCUGACAUUCAACCAGGCACCUUCGUGCUUGCAAUAAAUAAGUGACUCACUGUUGACAAUGUAAAUGUUUAAUGAUAGGACUUUAAGUUAUGAUGAACAUUAUAAUAUUGUGGAUCUAUUAAUUAAUUAAUAAUUCUACACAUUUGCUGUCCCACAACGUACACAUUAAAGUUCGAAACCACAACACAACACACUGCUGUCUCUAGUCACCAGCGUAGACUUCCAAUCCCAAACUAACUCCCUGUCAAGACAAAGUAAAGACAAACUAAAAAGGUCUAGUAUACUAUCACUAUGGCAUCGAAAACAACUGCGAAACGCAGUUAUGCCUUAGAUACUCACCCUAAACAGGGGAACACAGAAGAAUCUCAACAAACGUUACACCAGCAUAACAAAAACACUCCAUCAGCUUACAAGCAAUGCAACAAAAAGAAAGUGCGUUCACAAAUUGUGCACUUAAUACACAUUGGUGCUAGAAUGCCAUAAUCUACGCACCGACAAUGUAUAGCAGGUUUACAUUAUAUCACGUAUAGCAAGUUUACAUUAUAUCAUGUACAGCAAGAUUAUUUUAUCUCAUGUAUAUCAAUUUCAAGUUUAUCUUAUGUAUGGCAAGUUUAGUUUAUCUCGUUUAAAGCUAGUUUACCUUAACUCAUGUAUACACGUGUAUAGUUUGUAUCAUGUAUAGCAAGUUUAGUUUAAUCGCUCCACAAUAUGCAAUGAUUUUGAAGUAGUAACAUAGUAAUAUUUAUGAAUGAAAUCUAUUUUAAUAUAUACAGAUAUAUCUGUUUUAAAUUCCAUUGGAAAUUAACUUUUGGUCGUGUCAACAUUGUGAUAUUAUGGCAAUCAUCGCUAUGAAGACCUUAGUAUCAUUUUUUUUUAAUUUUAUCCACUAAAAAGCAUUUAUAUUUCUUCACAAAAUUCAAUAUAUAUAUACAUAUUACAAGCAAGAAAUUAACCAGAAUUGUUGAUUUUAAUUUAAACUAUGAUAUAUUUAAGGAGAAAAUGAAACCCUACUAAAAACGUGAUUCAUAGACUGAUAUAGCUGAUACUCAUGCAACACUACGGUGGAAAUAACUCAUAAUUGUUUCUAUUGCCCGGAACAAUUUUAAAAAUUAUGAAUACAAAGGCAGCGCACAACAAAAUUUUCAAGCCUACAAAUAAUUUAAGACCCUUUAUGUCUCAUUACUCCUUCAAUCAAACAUCAUACACCCCCCCCACCUUUUUUAUUACGGAGUAUGCACAAACACAUCUUACAGGGCCGGAAUUAGUAUGUGGAGCCCCGGGGAAGACUUUUUUGGAGGUUCCACAAACAAUUUUUCGAAAGCUUUAUUAAAAACUUACUUUUUAACACAUAUUAAUAAUCAUACUGAUAUAUUACAAUUACAGCAAGUCGUAUUUUAGAAGAAAGACAUAGACUAAUUGUAAAUUUUAUCUAAUUUUAAAACAUUAAAAAACCGUUACAAUAGUUA